Molecule: messenger RNA, 905 nt
Organism: Microcebus murinus (gray mouse lemur)
Lineage: Eukaryota; Metazoa; Chordata; Mammalia; Primates; Cheirogaleidae
Gene: CDA
Product: cytidine deaminase
Cellular component (GO): cytosol
Molecular function (GO): cytidine deaminase activity; zinc ion binding
Source: RefSeq, a predicted model, not a curated record
GCCUCGGAGCUCCUGUUUACACUGCUCCGGUGUGCCUGCGUGCCGGCUGCCCCAGGGACCAGGUACCAACAUGGCCCCCAAGCGUCCUGCCUGCACCCUGGACCCCGAGGACAUCAAGCAGCUGCUGCUCUCCUCCCAGGAGGCCAAGAAGUUAGCCUACUGCCCCUACAGCCACUUCCCCGUGGGGGCGGCCCUGCUCACCAGCCAGGGCAAGGUCUUCUCAGGGUGCAACAUCGAAAAUGCCAGCUACCCACUGACCAUCUGUGCGGAACGGACCGCCAUCCAGAAGGCCGUUUCAGAAGGAUACAAGGAUUUCAGGGCAAUGGCUGUUGCCAGUGACGUGCAAGAUGAUUUUGUCUCACCUUGUGGGGCCUGCAGGCAAGUCAUGAGAGAGUUUGGCACCAACUGGGCCGUGUACAUGGCCAAGCCGGAUGGCACAUAUAUGGUCAAGACAGUCGAGGAGCUGCUGCCUAACUCCUUCGGGCCUGACGACCUGCAGAAGCCCAAGUGAAGGCCAGAGAACACCUGGGUUCCCACAGGUGCUUACAGGGCCAGCCGCCUGGAGAACUUCCUAAAGACAUUCUCCCAGACCUGGGACACCUGCCACAUGGGCCCCACUCUGCAGAGGCUGGGCCGGGAUGAUGUUUCCAAAUGACACUCAAGCACUGUGGUCUUCUACUAAGGUGGUGACGAGCUUCCCUGCAGCCUAAGCCCAGCCCCUCCUUGCACCCCACCUUGUCCUCCCUGAGCCUCACAACACCCCACCCCUUCCCUUCCUUCUCAUAGGCCCUCUUUAAAGUUCCAGCCAAGUCUGGAUGGCUUCCCCAUGGCCUUCCCAAGCUUCUAUCCUGUUCCGAGCCACUUUUUAAAUUAUAAACAUUGUCACAGAACGUCUUGAUUCAGAA